This is a messenger RNA of Phaeodactylum tricornutum CCAP 1055/1, 1373 nucleotides long. RefSeq lists its product with no specific name. The record is from RefSeq and is a predicted model, not a curated record. Gene Ontology annotation, biological process: rRNA processing. Bases 100 to 1125 code for a protein of 341 amino acids. Gene Ontology annotation, molecular function: ribosome binding. Gene Ontology annotation, cellular component: ribosome. Lineage: Eukaryota; Bacillariophyta; Bacillariophyceae; Surirellales; Neidiaceae. The transcript has a single exon.
UUUACCAUUCACAGCAAAAGAUCUUUUACAUCAAUUGCCGACCAGCUCUACUUAUCGGUCCUCACUGUCCAUCUAGGUCCAGCAAGAGUAGACCUCGCCAUGGUACUGCGGCAACGCAGGAUUGCAACGCUAUUCCUCUUAUUAUCUGAAGCUCGGUCGGUGCAUUCGCUGCAAGGCGUGACGACACCAAUACGAAAACGAAAUUUCUGUGCGUACGCGUUAGGAGAAGCAGAUGAGCUGGCAAGGAGUGUCGGACAACGAAGGGAAAAGAAGAACAAGUAUAUCGAAUUCUCUAAGGUUACGAGUGGAAAAGAUCCAUUUGAAAGCCUUUUGGAAGAGUCCUUUUCCAAACGAAAAGCGCUAGAUGAUGAUAUCGCUCGCAAAGACGAGCUUAGCAGUUCACCACCAAAAAUUGGUAAUUCGGGAAACUUAUCGUUUCCUGACAAUAAGAAUAUUGAUCCGUACGAUCCGACAACUUUUGGGUACAUAGAAGUUGGGAUUGUACGUGGCGCACAUGGCGUACACGGAUGGGUCAAGGUCAAACCAACCACUAGCUUUCCUAUAGAUCGGCUCUGCGUAGCUGGCAUAAAGCACUUGAAACCACCCAAGAAACGCGCCCCACGGAAAGUUCUGUUAUUGGAGGGAAAACGUCGUAAUGCGGAGGAAUAUUUGAUUAAACUUGAACAAAUUAAUGACAGGGAUGAAGCUUUGAAGCUCCGAGGAUCGCUUUUAUACGUGCGAGAAGAAGAAAAAAUGGCGACCGACCAGGAAGAGUACAUGGUAUCCGAUUUGGUAGGCUCUGAGGUGUUUCUGGACACGCUAGAUACAGUUGAAAAUCCGCUGUUUCUUGGCGUUGUGAACGGUGUUGUUUUUGCAGAUGAAAUGUGCUCUAUUCCAGGACUCGGCCACGACAUGUUAGAGGUGGUCCUUCGAAAGGGUCAAGACGGUAUGGCCUCACUCCGCGACGAGCUUGUUCUUAUUCCGAUGGUUCCUCAAAUUGUUACGCAUGUCAGUGCUGCGAAAGGGGUUAUUCACAUUAAUCCACCAUCAGGAUUACUCGAUUUGACGUACUUACGAGAGGAGCGAGCCAAAUUAAAAGGAUUUCUACCACCGGGAAAGGGGUGAAUGCGCCUGAGCUUCAAUUCCAGUUGGUGUUCUACCUUGAAUACAGUGCAUAGUAUGUCAUUUACAACAGUCACGGGAGAUCGAAACAACAAAGGCAAGCAGAGCUUCUGUGAGGAUGGUUGGACCAAUUGUACUUAUAUAGGUGCAUCAUGGCUUACUGUUGACCAACGUUGGCCCUUGUCUUCCGUACGCUGAGGCAUCGUUCCUACAACGUCUUGCUUGCAGUACAUUGUACAAAUUAAGGAACC